Molecule: messenger RNA, 1380 nt
Organism: Orbicella faveolata
Lineage: Eukaryota; Metazoa; Cnidaria; Anthozoa; Scleractinia; Merulinidae
Product: adhesion G protein-coupled receptor D1-like
Biological process (GO): G protein-coupled receptor signaling pathway; cell surface receptor signaling pathway
Cellular component (GO): plasma membrane
Molecular function (GO): G protein-coupled receptor activity
Source: RefSeq, a predicted model, not a curated record
UCGCAUUUAAAUUGUGGCUAAUGAAGUUCGGUUAAGUCGAACGAAAUAUUCUUAUGAUAUCUAUGCGUCUAUUUUUUAUCUACAGAUAUGGCGGUGGCGUCUGUGAAUCUAACGCGAAAGAAAGAGCUACGAUUUCCAGACAUUCUUGACGGUGAUUUCGAGAACUAUUCACGCCACGACUUGAGUAGCGUUAUGCUUCCUCGAGAAGCCUUCCCUUCAAAUGCAUCAGAACUUGGUAAGGUGGUGUGGAUGAUGUUUGACUCAUUAACAGCUAUGAAAGAUGCAACUAGCAAUCAAGAGGUAGGAACUCGCAUUAUGAAUAUCAUCACCAGACCGCAACGCAAAGGAGAGUUUGAAAAACCAGUCAGGAUGAAAUUCUGGCUUUCUAAGCCAACUCUCAGCAACACGAACUGCGUAUUUUGGAAUCAAAGUAGUAUGAAGGAACACGGUGUUUGGUCUACAGAAGGCUGUACAGUUGUGCAAAGAAACUAUUCAACAGUCAUGUGUCACUGCGAUCAUCUGACCAGUUUUGCUGUUCUGACGAGGGUCACUCCAAAUCAGUCCGGCAAACAACACGAACUACCUCUAACAAUUAUCACCUACGUAGGCUGUGGUUUGUCCAUCUUGGGAUGCAUUCUGACAAUCAUUACAUACGCAUUCUUAACAAGCCUUCGGUCGCAGAGAAUUAUUAUUCAUAUAAAUUUGGUGACUGCUGUUUUGCUUGCUCAAGUCUUAUUCCUUGUGGCAGCUUUUGGAGUGAAACCACAGACAUCACAGGUUGCUUGUUACGCAGUCGCAGUUGGGCUCUUUUUCUUUUUCCUAUGUGUUUUUUCGUGGAUGCUCGCUGAAGGAAUCCAUAUUUACUUCAUGGUGGUCAGAGUCUUUGAGUCAGGAAGAGGAAGGAAUCUAUAUUACACGUGUAUAGGAUGGGGUUUCCCAUUCACCGUAACUGUAAUCGUCGUUGCCAUUUUUCAAAAGAGGCUUCUUUCAAAGGAAAUUUGCUGGUUGUCAGUGGAGACAGGAGCUAUUUGGAGCUUUGUUGGUCCAGCCAUCUUUGUCAUGACGAUUAAUUUGGGCAUACUCACAAUGGUAAUGAGAGUAACCUCAAAAAUGUUAAAUGAAGAAUCGCCAUCUAAUGCUAGGUCUUUGGCAAAAGCUUUUGUCACUCUUCUUCCAAUUCUGGGUCUGACGUGGGUAUUUGGACUUCUUGCUGUUAACAACAACUCUGUGGUAUUUGAGUAUCUUUUUGCCAUAUUCAAUUCCUUACAGGUAAGUUGUCUUCUUACGUUACACAGGAGUUGAAGUACCCUUGUUUUUUCACGUGGUUUUAUCCACAUCAUUUUCAACUAGACUAAUUGGUUUACUUUGUUGUUGUUGUUU